UUUUAUGAGACAAGAAGAUGAACGAGUUUCGCAGCUCUGCAGCUGGAGAUUACGAUUAUCUCAUCAAGCUUCUUGUACUGGGUGACUCAGGAGUAGGCAAGACAAGUUUCCUAGUGCGAUAUGUGGAUGAUCGUUUUUGUGAUCGUUUUCUCAGCACAGUAGGAAUUGACUUCAAAGAGAAACGGAUAACGAAAAAUCGGAAACGGCUACGUCUCCAGUUAUGGGAUACUGCAGGACAAGAAAGAUUUCGGUCAUUGGCAACUGCCUUCUUUCGCAAUGCAAUGGGAUUUAUUUUAGUGUACGACAUCACAAAUCGUCAGUCAUUUGUCAACAUUCGGGAUUGGUUGGAACAAUUACGAACACAUUCAUAUUCAUAUGAACCUUUAGCUAUCUUAGUAGGCAACAAGACAGACCUUCAUCUUGAGAGAAGUAUUGAGAAGUCAGAUGGUGAACGAUUAGCUACCAAAUGUGGUAUGAAUUACAUAGAAACGAGUGCAAAGUCUGGAGAAAAUGUGAGAGAGGCUGUGGACAUACUGCUCGACCUUGUGUGGGAUAAAAUGAUGAAAACCAUUCCGGCUGUUGGCGACCCACUACUGCAUUCAUUAGUAGCAGUUGAAGAUGACGGUAGGACAUCAAGACAAACAGAGUUAGAGUCUGGUAACGGGAAGAGAUGUUGCUAUUCGUGAGGAUAGACAACAGCAGAUAUAAAUUUAUAACAAUAUUGUAGAGCAGCGUUCUCAGAUAGUGACAAUUUGAAACCAAUAUUGUACAUAAUUUAGUGAUUGUGUUGAUGUACAAUUGUAUAUUGAGGGUGAUGAGAGUUUGUUUGAGCAUUGGCAGUCAGAGACACAGUUUACUGUUAGUUGUUUUUUAUUUGUGUUCACAUCAUAAUCAAGAAAUUGUUUAUCUUCUUUACUCACAAGAACUCACGGCAUCAUAACUUGUUUCGUUCGACUUUCUUGCAUAUGUCAGGUAAUGAUAAUAGGUAACAAACUUUAAUGCAAACUUUGUACCAGAGCAUCUAUAAACAGCAACUUUAAGUAUUUUACAAGAACCAGUGUUAGAACAUCUACUACAGUUACACGGUUUAGGUAAUUUGUAGC
Messenger RNA from Corticium candelabrum, 1103 nucleotides. Its product is annotated as ras-related protein Rab-27B-like. Gene Ontology annotation, biological process: endocytic recycling; protein localization to plasma membrane; neurotransmitter receptor transport to postsynaptic membrane. The coding region runs from base 18 to 686 and encodes 222 amino acids. The transcript is spliced from 3 exons. Gene Ontology annotation, cellular component: dendritic spine; endosome; synaptic vesicle. Gene Ontology annotation, molecular function: GTP binding; GTPase activity. The record is from RefSeq and is a predicted model, not a curated record. Lineage: Eukaryota; Metazoa; Porifera; Homoscleromorpha; Homosclerophorida; Plakinidae.